AUGGCUGGUAGAAAAUACAUGUUCAUUUCCAACCUCUUCCUCUUCUUUUCUCCUCUGCUCAUCCGUAUCUAUCUCCUCACCCCAGCGUGCGUCUGCGGUCCAGCCCGGGCCCCUUUUCUCGCUGGCCAGCCUUUCCUAGUGCUGUGGGGGGUCCCGGAUAAAGACUGUUUGGGUCGGCCAGACCCAGCAGGAUUUGGAAUGGAGUGGGAAGGCCGUGUGGCCAUUUUUUAUGAGGACACACUGGGACUUUUCCCGUAUUUCACGGCACAGGAUCGUUCUGUAAACGGUGGUCUACCGCAACACACCAGCCUUGACCUUCACCUCCAGAGGGUGGAGGGCGAUCUGACAGCCACACUUCCCCAGGCAGGAGCACCUGGUCUGGGGGUGCUGUGCUGGCAGGAGUGGGCACCACAGUGGAAUAGGAAUAGGGGUAGUAAAACAAAGUACCGUGUGGAGUCAAGGGCGCUUCUUAGGGGAUUUUUUCCAGACUGGGGCGCAGAGGAGGUGGAAAGGUGGGCUCAGGUUGACUUUGAAGCAGCAGCCCAGUCCAUACUGAUGGAGACGCUACGAGAGGUUAAGAGACUGCGCCCACAGAGAUUAUGGGGCAUGACCCCUUAUCCCAACUGUUAUAACUUUGACUCUGCCCAGAUAGCGCUAGCCAAUUACACAGGACGCUGUCCCGCGGCAGAAAUGGCUCUUAAUGAUGAGCUGAUAUGGCUAUGGAAACAAAGUGGUGCUCUUUACCCAAUCCUCUCACUUGAGAAGCUGCCAGAGGGAAGCAAGGGGGCGUGGCUUUACGCAACCAAUCAGAUAAGAGAAGCGUUGCGUGUGGCGGCACUCGCAGGGACCACUUUUGAUCUUCCAGUGUUUCCGUUGGUCAAGACUUCAUAUAUUUCCACUAGCAGCUUUCUGUCAGAGAUUGACUUAGUGAAUACCAUAGGAGAGAGUGCUGCCAUGGGUGCAUCUGGAGUCAUUAUAUGGGAAAGAGCCUUAGCAGUUAAAACUCAGAAAUCCUGCUCUGAGUUUGGCCUAUACGUUCGUGAGAUCCUCGGCCCUUACGCUGUCAACGUCACCACUGCCGCCCGUCUAUGCGGAGUCUCCCUGUGUCAGGGGCGCGGGCGCUGUGUGCGCAAGAAAAAAGAGGAACGCACCUACCUUCAUCUUCCUUCACCCCACUUCCUGCUUGUGCCAAAUGGGGCCGAAGGCGUCAGAGCAACAGGAGAACUUCCUGCUGCUUUUAUAAACAUUUGGAGGAAGGACUUUCGCUGCCAGUGGUUCGAGGCUUUGGAAGGUGCAGCUGCAGAUCAGGAGUCAGAUGCAGUGGUGGAAAAAGGACAAAAAUUAACAUUACCUACAGUAAAGACCAUUAGUGGGAUCAGACCGAGUGAAAGCACGGUGGUAACCACAGCUCCAGUUACAGUACUACCUACUAAACUAAUGAUGGACAGUGGAAGCUGUGCACUUAAUAUACCUGUCGUGCUUCUAUCCUCGCUGGUUCUUGUCAACUUCAUUCUGUUUGAUGUGUCUGGAACCGUAGUGUGA
Messenger RNA from Triplophysa dalaica, 1542 nucleotides. Its product is annotated as Glyco_hydro_56 domain-containing protein. Bases 1 to 1542 code for a protein of 513 amino acids. Gene Ontology annotation, molecular function: hyalurononglucosaminidase activity. Gene Ontology annotation, biological process: hyaluronan catabolic process; carbohydrate metabolic process. The record is from RefSeq and is a predicted model, not a curated record. The transcript is spliced from 4 exons. NCBI's taxonomy places the organism in Eukaryota, Metazoa, Chordata, Actinopteri, Cypriniformes, Nemacheilidae.